Enhydra lutris kenyoni (northern sea otter) is the source of this 1845-nucleotide messenger RNA. Its product is annotated as SH2 domain containing 3A. Gene Ontology annotation, molecular function: guanyl-nucleotide exchange factor activity; phosphotyrosine residue binding. NCBI's taxonomy places the organism in Eukaryota, Metazoa, Chordata, Mammalia, Carnivora, Mustelidae. The record is from RefSeq and is a predicted model, not a curated record. The coding region runs from base 1 to 1731 and encodes 576 amino acids. The transcript is spliced from 9 exons. Gene Ontology annotation, biological process: positive regulation of peptidyl-serine phosphorylation; small GTPase-mediated signal transduction.
AUGCAGGUGCUACAGGAUGGAGAGGACCUUGCCAGCCAGCCCUGGUACCAUGGCCCCCUGUCCCGUCAGAAGGCUGAGGGCCUCCUGCAGCAAGACGGGGACUUCUUGGUUCGAGCCUCCGGGUCCCGGGGGGGCCACCCAGUCAUCUCCUGCCGCUGGCAGGGCUCAGCCCUGCACUUCGAGGUGCUCCACGUGGCCCUGCGUCCCCGGCCAGGCCGGCCCUCAGCCCUCUUCCAGCUGGAGGAUGAACGGUUCCCAAGCCUGCCCUCCCUGGUUCGAAGCUAUGUGACCGGGCAGCGUCCACUGUCCCGGGCCACGGGGGCUGUGGCCUCCAGACCUGUGAUACGGCAAGGACCCAUUCGACGCAGUUUUAGUGAGGACACCCUCCUAGAGAGCCCAGCUCGGUCAGAGCUGCCCAGGGCUAGGAAGCGGAGUGACAGUCAGCCCGCAGGUUUGGAGCACAUGGGGCGGUCAAGAGAAGACCACUCUGAACCAGGAGCCUCCGCUGUGCCCAUGUGUGCCCUCCCUCGGAUGGGUAGUGACCCCGUGCUGCUGAAGACGCCGCCUCCUCUGGGGUCCGUUGUUGACAGCCUCAGAGCCUCCGAUGGGCAGCUUCAUGCCAAGGCACCAACCAAACCACCUCGAACACCCUCACUGAUGCUGCGUGAGGCAUCUGAACGCCCCCCAACAUACUGUGAGCUGGUGCCCCGAGUGCCCUGUGCCCAAGGAACCCCUCUGGGCCACACAGGCCCAGAGACAGAGGCCCCAUGGUGGGAAGCCAGUGAGGAAGAGGAGGAAGAGAACAGAAAUUUUGCAAGACCCGAGGCCGAGGUCUCUUUCUGGCCCCCUAACAACCCCUUCUGCCUGCUGGGCCCCCAGAAUCGGCCCCUGGAACCGACAGUCCUGAGUACUCUCCGUGACCUAUUCCUGGAGCACCAUCCUGGGAGCACGGCCCUGCACCUAUUAUUGGCGGAUUGCCAGGCUACAGGCCUCCUAGGAGUGACCAAGGCUCAGCGGUGUGCCAUGGGGGUCGCCUCUGGCCUGGAGCUGCUCACACUUCCCCAUGGGCAUCGCUUGAGGUUGGAACUUCUGGAAAGACACGAGGCGCUGGCGCUGGCUGGGGCGCUGGCCGUGCUGGGCUGCGCGGGGCCGCUGGAGGAGCGCGCGGCCACCCUGAGGGGCCUGGUGGAGCUGGCCCUGGCGCUGCGGCCCGGGGCGGCUGGGAACCUGCCUGGACUGGCCGCGGUCAUGGGCGCCCUGCUCAUGCCUCAGGUGUCCCGGCUGGAACGCACGUGGCGCCAGCUCAGAAGGAGCCACACGGAGGCGGCGCUGGCCUUCGAGCAGGAGCUGAAGCCGCUGAUGCGGGCACUGGAUGAGGGCGCCGGCCCCUGCGAGCCGGGCGAGGUGGCGCUGCCGCACGUGGCACCGGCCGUGCGCCUGCUGGAGGGCGAGGAACUCCCGGGGCCGCUAGACGAGAGCUGCGAGCGGCUGCUGCGCACCCUGCACCGGGCGCGUCAGGUGGCCCGGGACGCGCCCAAGUUUCGUGAGGCAGCAGCCCGGCGCCUACGAGGAUUCCGGCCGAACCCGCAGCUGAGGGAGGCCCUGACCACAGGCUUCGUGCAGCGGCUCCUCUGGGGAAGCCGAGGAGUCGGGGCGCCACAAGCCGCACGUCUAGAGAAGUUCCAGCGCGUCCUCAGUGUCCUUUCACAGCGCCUGGAGCCGGAUGUUUGAAAGCACAGACCCCCUUCUUCGUACUGGGACACCCAGGCAGGCUAUGGAAACCCCCUGCAGACACCAAGGAAGUUGCCCCAAGCUGUUCACAGAGCCAAGCGCAGUGGGAACCCA